Messenger RNA from Patella vulgata (common limpet), 6196 nucleotides. Its product is annotated as L-fucose kinase. The transcript has 27 exons. The coding region runs from base 225 to 3500 and encodes 1091 amino acids. Gene Ontology annotation, biological process: GDP-L-fucose salvage. Gene Ontology annotation, molecular function: ATP binding; fucokinase activity. NCBI's taxonomy places the organism in Eukaryota, Metazoa, Mollusca, Gastropoda, Patellidae. The record is from RefSeq and is a predicted model, not a curated record.
GUCACACGCAAUAAUUGUUUGAAAAUUGCUUUGUGCAGACGACACAAGGGAGGUAAUGACAAUUAAGAAAGCUGAACUCUUUGGUGGGUAAUGAUAAAUAAAGUAAGGGGUCUUGGUUGACUGCUAGCUGUCUGUUGAUGGUUGACUUAAAUUACUACAUUUCCAGAUAUAAAAAUUAUCAUACAGACCCAGGUAAGAUAGAUUAGAGAUUGACAGUGGCAGACAUGAAAUCUACUGCUAAAUGGACAGCUAUUGUUGUAACUUGCUCUAACAAAGCCGUGACACCAUCUUUACAGCAAGCUUUAGAAUUACGCCAGAGUAAAGGUUAUAUAAAUGAAGAAGCCAUUUUAUUGACAGUAGAAGAUCCUAAGGAUAAUGUUGGAAGUGGGGGAGCUACUAUUAAUGCUUUAUUAACAGUUAUUGAAUAUAUAAGUGCUAAAAAGGGUUAUACAGUUAUAAAUCCAGAUGUUUUAAAAGAUGCCUUGAUACUUAUACUACAUGUGGGACGUUCAUAUUGCUAUGAUACAACUACCCGACCAUUUAUAACGUUACCUGCCGAAUAUGUAGCACCAGAAUAUGAUGGUUUAGUAUAUAAUCUUGAUUUUAUAAUCAGAAUUAUAGGAGAAAGGUUUGCUGUAAAAUCUGGACCAGGUGUAUGGAUAUCCAGUACAGAAUAUAUUCUAUCAAUGCCAGAAGGAACAGAUAUACCAUGGAAGGAAUGUGAGGUAGCAUGUGUUACUGUUCCUAGUACAAUGAAAUUUUGUAAAGAUCAUGGUGUCUAUAAAGUAGACAAGGAGGGAAUUGUACAAGAUAUUUUAUACCAGAAAGGAGCUGAUGAACUUGGUCCUUGUCAGAGACGAGAUGGUUCUGUUCCAGUGGCUGUUGGACUGGUAUAUUUGAAUAGAAAUGUUGCAGAGAAGUUGUUAUCAUUUUAUAUUAAACCUCCAUUAGAUGCUUGUUGUUAUAUGGGCAUUGAUAAUGGACAACCUCCAAUAAACCUUUCUUUGUUCUUUGAUGUUCUCCUGCCAAUGUUGACGGACAUAACAGAAGAAGAUUUUGUAGCUGGUAAUAGAAGUGCCUCAUAUGGUAAACCGCCUCCUGCUGUUGAUGAAUCAACUGCCUGUAUGAGACAAGCAAGACGAAUACUGUGGAGAGAAUUACAUGGGUACAGAGUACAAAGUUGUAUGAUAGAGUCAGGAUCAUUUCAUUAUUUAAAUAAUUCAGUCACAGAAUACAAGAAAUGUCAACAAGAUUCACCUUUCAAAUCCUAUAACUUUAAAGAUGUUGUUUGGAAAAAUAUUGUCCAUUCAGCAAUAGAGCCUAAAAGUACAAGAUUAUCAGAUGAAAGUAUUGUGAUCAACUCAAGUGUAAGAAGAAAUGUUUGCAUUGGUAACAAAACUAUUGUAUCGCAUAGCUGUCUACAUGGUCGUAUAGAUAUUGCUAGAGAUUGUAUCAUCUCAGGUGUUAAAAUAGAGAAUGUAAAGGAUGACGAGACUGUAGAGAUUGCUGAAGAUAUUGUUCUGCAAGGUUUCAAUAUUAAACUUAAAACAUUCCCUGUCAAACAAAAUGUAUUUACUGUACAUGGAAGAUUUGACAAUAUCAAGGCACCAACAUGGAAGACUACUAGUACAUUCUGUAACACACCCUGGUUACUCUUUCUCAACCGAACUGGUAUAUUAAGAGAGGAUCUGUGGGGUACAGAAGUGGACAAUGAUGAUCAAACAUUUCUUACUGCUAAGUUGUUUCCAGUUUUCCAUGCAACUAGUCCUGUAGGGCUUAAAGAAAUAUUAUGGAUGCAGGGUACAGUUAAUGAUGAUGAACAAAAAACAAUACUCAAAAGAUGGAGAUCAUCGUGGAGAUUAUCAUUUGAAGAAAUCUUAGCUUUCACAGAUUCAGAAAAAGAAUUCCAAUAUAAAAAAGAUCUAUUCUAUGAGGUUGGUGGUUAUCAGAUAGAACAAGCUUUAAAUAAUCAAGAAAAUGUUGGAUUUCGUAAACUGUAUAAUACUGCCAGUAGGGAAGGCUAUACUCAAGCUAUUUUCAACAUAUUAGAUAAAGUUGCUAGUAAAACUGAUAGUCCAGGUGUAGCAGCUCGAACUCUGGCUAAUAUUGGAGAUUUAUUAGGCUCUAUGGCAGAAAAUAAAGGUGGUUUAAGAAGUGGUCCAGCUGCUAACAAUGCCUGGAGAAAAGCUUUUCAACUGCUUGAGGAUGAUCAGUUGGAAGCUGGAGUUGAAGCUCUAGCUACUGUACGAACAAAAUGGUUGAAUCGACCAGAUUUAUUGGUCAGAGCUGCAAGGCAUUAUGAAGGUGCCGCUCAAAUACUCAUUAGAAAGGCAGUGAUGACGGCAAAAAAGUAUAUGGAUCAUAAUAAAGCGGAUGUACCAAUGAUUGGUCAGUGGGUUCGAGCAGAUUGUCCAGCUAGAAUAGAUUUAGCAGGUGGUUGGUCUGAUACUCCACCUAUAACGUAUGAACAUGGGGGUGCAGUUACAAUAGCAGCACUUCUUAUCAAUGGAAAGAGACCAAUCGGAGCAAGAGUGAGAAGAACAGAGGAGCCUGUUAUCAAAUUAGAGAUUGUUGGUGCUCAAGGAGAUAAGAAUACAGUUGUGUGUUCUGAAUUAUCACAUUUAAAAGAUUAUUGUCAACCCCAUGCAGCUGGAGCAUUACUCAAGUCUGCCUUCAUCUGUACUGAUGUAAUUGAUUUAAAUAGUAACAUAUCUCUUAGUGAGCAGCUAAAAACUAAUUAUGGUGGAGGAUUUGAGAUGCAGUCUUGGUCUAAUUUACCACAAGGUUCUGGUUUAGGUACAAGUAGUAUUUUAGCAGGAGCUGUGAUUGGAGCCUUAUUACGUGCUGCUGGUAAAUGUUGUACGUCUAACAGUUUGGUUCAUGCUGUUUUAUAUUUAGAACAAUUGUUAACAACAGGAGGGGGAUGGCAGGAUCAAGUUGGAGGAUUAAUGGGAGGUUUUCAGUUUGGCUACUCGGAUGCUAAAUUACCACUAGAGGUGAAAACUGUUCCAAUAGAAGUUGCUCCUGAAACAGUUACUGCUUUUAAUAAACGCUUGUGUCUUAUUUAUACUGGUAAAACAAGACUAGCUAGAAAUCUUUUACAGGAUGUUAUAAGAAAUUGGUAUGCUAGAAAUCCAUAUAUUGUUCAAACAGAAGAUUUACUUGUAUCAAUAGCUGGUGACUGUAAAGAUGCUUUGAUGAAAGGAGACCUAGAUAAAACUGGUCAAAUAAUUGAUAAAUAUUGGGAAUUAAAGAAAAGAAUGGCGCCUGGUAGUGAACCAGAUCGUGUAACAGAAUUAAUCAGUUUAUUACGUCCUCAUGUUAAUGGUGUUACUCUAGCUGGUGCUGGUGGAGGAGGCUUCAUGUUUGUUCUAAUGAAAGAAGAAACCUCACAAGAUUUAAUUCGAAAACUCUUCUCCAAGAAGGGUUUAGAAGAUGUAGAAAUAUAUGAUGCUGAAUUAGAUAAUCAAGGUCUAACUGUGUAUUUUGAAACUGACUAAAAAUAAGGACAGACAACCCAAAAAAUCUUUAUUAACAUAAUGAAUUAACUAACAUAUUUAAUAUAAUAUUCAGUUACAUACUUUAAAGCAGCUUAUUGUCAUUUGCAUUUUUCAGACAAUAUCUAAUUUUUCACAACUUAAUCCAUGCUUAAAUAUACUCAAAUUGAUUUCUUAACAUUUAAUGACAAAUGGAGACUUUAAGUGAAUAAAGUUAUUUUAAUUUUUAUAAUAAAUUGUAACAAAUUUUAUGAACAAUAUGACAUCAUUGUGAUAUCAUUGUAUAACUUGUCAAGACUGACUCAGAAUGUUUCUGUUAACUGGAACCGAAUUAUAGUGUAAAUGCAGCUACUGUCUGAACGGUCAUAAAUUUUAAACAGAUUUCUUCGAUUAUGAACAAACUACUUAACAUUGGUUAUUAUAAACUUUUGUGUGUUUGAAAUCAAUUUCUGUUCAAUAAAUUCCAUUACACAAUUAAUUAUCCUAAUGAAUCAAAACGUUCUCACUUGAAAAAUUGAAUUCCCACAAACUUUUGACAUGGAGCAAUACAAAACUGGAAGCUGACUACGUCACUCUUCAGGAGAGAACAUUUUGUAUCAAGGGGUGACAGCAUGCCACGUUAUAACGGUUUUCAGUACUUUUAUGACAAUCCAAUUUUUGUAUAAGAAUAAGCUAUAUGUCUUGGCUCGGUAUUGAAUUUGGGGCGUUCACACACAUAACUGCUCAUAUUCCUUUAUUUUGUUACCAUCUUUUACAUUCAAGUAAAAACUCGGCAAAGUUUAUAGCUUUACAUAUUGGCUCUUUGCCCCUUUGUGGAUAGUUUCCACAUGGACCUUAUUAUUGGAUUGAAAGAAUAUCAAAUUGACGAUACACUCGGAAACUUCGGACGUGAAUUUCAUGUUGCUUGUUAAAUUAGUUAUAAUAUAAAGAAGAUAGGAAAGUUUUAUUUUAUAUAUGACUUUAUUUUUACGAGUAUAAGUAAAAUUUUCAUGGUGAAUAAAAUUUGGUAGACUGGCGGUCAAUGGCGUUAAUAUGAAUCUUCUAUGUAAUUACCUUUAGUUAAUAUUUUUCGUUGCCCAAACUCAAACAAACGAAAUGAUCUCGCUUUGUUUUGAUUGCAACACUUGGUUGUCAAACUAUCUGUCAAAGUUAAACCACCCCCAAACAGCUUCAUUGGUUUCACCCAACACGUGACGAAAGCCAUGUUAUCUUGCAUUCAGUCGAAAAUACAAGUAAAUACCUCAAAUUUUUCAAGAGAGACCUUUUUUAUUCAUUGGAAUAUCUAAUUGUACAUUGGAUUUUAUUGAACGGGAGUUGAUUUCAAAUACACAGGUAAGUAUAUAAUAACCAAAGUUAAGCAGUUUGUACAUAAUCAAAGAAAUUUGUUAAAAUUAUAAAAUUUACCACAGAUCAGACCGUAAUAUGUAAUACAGUUUAUUCACAACUACAUAUUUAAACACGAGUAUGGAAGUUACAACUAACAAAUAUAAGACAUAUGACAUUGUGAUACAUGAUAUGUUCAGUCGUAGGUCUAUCUUAUAAAUGAAUAUAAAUGAAUAUAGAUAAUUUGCAAAGUUUUGAGAUUUUUACAUUGAUUAUUUUAUUUAUCACAUUUUUAUGUUCAUAUAAAUAUAUACAUAAUCCAUGUGUAGGGUGACCCAUGUACUCACAGAAAUACAGUCCACCGCUGAUAGUUCGAGACUACCACUGAAGCGUGCACAUUCGCCGUGCCGAGACCAACUUUCUGACAGUAUGAUACUAUAAAUAGCCAUGGCACGUGCAAUUCUCUACAAAUCUAUCAACUAUUACAGCCGUAAACAAUUUAUUGUUGACGAUUUUGAAUAGCAGUAAAAUUAAGCUUCUUGGUUAUUACAGCAGAUUUAGAAAUUACGUUCGUUUCAUUUUUUAAAUUGCUUUAUCAUUAACUGUACCGUUAAGAGCGGCAUCUUUUGGUUUAGUACAAAUAAUAUCUCUGAAUCACUCGGGUUAGACAGGAACAUGAUACUAGCAGUAGUUUCAUUUUACUUUUACAAGCUUCUUAAAACGAUUGUUGAGCUACCUAACGUGCUUAUUUCUAAAUUCAAUUUCUUGUUCUAGCUUUCUGUUAUGUUUCGUAAAAAAGUAGUCUUGAUUAUCCCGACCUGUCAAUCAGACGUAGAAUGGUCGAUAGACUGGUUAAGCGAGACUAAUUUCAAAACAAGGACACGUAACCUAUCUUUUACUCAAAAGUGUCUGGAUGUUAUGGACGACUCUUGGAACCAGUUUUCAGUCUAUUAUUUAUACAUGAUUAAUGGUCAUAGCUUAUUAAGUGCAACAUGAUCGUUUAUUUAGUGACUAUAAUUGUGUGAAACUGAUUUGAGGCUUGGCAUAUAUAUAAAUAUUGUGGCGUAAUUGUCGAGAUAUAUGGAGAUAUUUAUUUAUGGUGGGUCACCCUACCAUGUGAAAUUUUGCUGAAUAAUAUUACGGAGAUAAAGAAAACGAUCCAUAAUACUAAAUUUGGUGUAUUUUUUAAACUAUCUAUAUACAUCUAUUAUUGUGUGCGUAUAGUGUAAGAUAAAUGAUUUGUUAUUUUGUAUGUGUGUUGUUUGUAGUGUGUCCAAUGUUCGGACAAACCAAUGAAUUGUUGCAAUAUGUGAGGGGCCAUGGGAUAUGCAUAUUAAAAGUUUCCAAUGUUUACAAUAAUAUAGUUAUAUACGGUA